AUGUUUCAUACUAAAGAUCAGAUUUGCAGUGUUCCGUCUCUCGGCCUUAUUCGGCCCAUUGUUGCGAGUCCUAAAGGUGGUUCAAUUUUGGCCGGUGAAUCAACCGGCGGCAAAGACCAGGCGGAUCACAUGACUGUCGUGCCUUAUGGCUGGGCGGUUGUUUCCGUUGAUGUUCGGGAGGAGUCUUGCUAUCAUCCCCCGUCCUUGAAACCCAAGAGAAACAUGGCCUCGAACCACCCAAUCCAUAUCCAUCCUGCGCGGCCCCUCUACCGGUUCACCGCAACGGCCCUGGGUGCCAGCAUGUGGUUUUUCCUGAUGUACCGAGCUAAGAAGGACGGACCUGCUUUGUUGGGUUGGAAGCAUCCUUGGGAUCAUUGAACGUGCUGGGGUAUAAUUUGCAGUCAUCAUAUCAGGGUCUCUUGAGAGCAUCGUGUACUCAUAAACUAACUACACUUUCCCGCUAAUCUUGGGAUUGAAUGAGAUUUUUGUUUCGUC
Aspergillus melleus is the source of this 495-nucleotide messenger RNA. RefSeq lists its product as uncharacterized. The transcript has 3 exons. The record is from RefSeq and is a predicted model, not a curated record. Gene Ontology annotation, cellular component: mitochondrial inner membrane. Lineage: Eukaryota; Fungi; Ascomycota; Eurotiomycetes; Eurotiales; Aspergillaceae. Bases 1 to 378 code for a protein of 125 amino acids.